AUGUCUUUUCUGCAGACACCAAAGAUGCUAACAAGAAAGAUUAAGCUUUGGGACAUUAAUGCCCAUAUAACCUGUCGUCUGUGCAAUGGAUACCUGAUUGAUGCUACUACUGUAACAGAAUGCUUACAUACUUUCUGUAGAAGCUGCCUAGUGAAAUAUUUGGAGGAAAACAACACCUGUCCAACGUGUAGAAUUGUUAUACAUCAGAGUCACCCAUUACAGUACAUUGGUCAUGACAGAACAAUGCAAGAUAUUGUGUACAAACUUGUGCCAGGCCUCCAAGAAGCGGAAAUGAAAAAGCAAAGGGAGUUUUAUCACAAACUGGGCAUGGAAGUUCCAGGGGACAUCAAAGGGGAGACAUGUUCUACAAAACAGCACCUAGAUUCCCAUCGAAAUGGUGAAACUAAACCAGAUGAAAGUUCAAACAAAGAAACUUCAGAGGAAAAACAAGAAGAAGAUAAUGACUACCACCGAAGUGAUGAACAGGUAAGCAUCUGCUUGGAAUGCAAUAGCAGCAAACUGCGUGGAUUGAAACGAAAGUGGAUUCGUUGCUCAGCACAAGCAACAGUCUUGCAUCUAAAGAAGUUCAUUGCCAAAAAACUAAACCUUUCUUCCUUUAAUGAGCUGGACAUAUUAUGCAAUGAAGAGAUUCUUGGCAAGGACCACACACUCAAGUUUGUAGUUGUUACUAGAUGGAGAUUUAAGAAAGCGCCUCUACUGCUACAUUACAGACCCAAAAUGGACUUGCUGUAA
Molecule: messenger RNA, 753 nt
Organism: Indicator indicator
Lineage: Eukaryota; Metazoa; Chordata; Aves; Piciformes; Indicatoridae
Gene: PCGF3
Product: polycomb group ring finger 3
Exons: 8
Coding region: 1-753 (250 amino acids)
Biological process (GO): regulation of transcription by RNA polymerase II
Cellular component (GO): PRC1 complex
Source: RefSeq, a predicted model, not a curated record